AUGUCAGGUCAAACUUAUUUCAUUACUGGUGGUAAUAAAGGUAUUGGUUUCGAAUUAGUUACUCAAUUAUCCAAAGCAAGUGAUAAGAAUGUCAUUAUCACCACUACUAGAUCUCCAGAAAGAGCCAAGAAGUUAUAUGAAUUAGCUACGAAGUUCACUAACAUUCAUGUUAUUGAUUUAGAUGUUGGAGAUGCUAAAUCAAUCGAUACUAUUGAAGCUCAAUUAGACAAGAUUGGAGUUAAAGGAAUUGAUGUCUUUAUCUCCAAUGCUGGUAUUUUUGCAUCAUUAGACCCAAUUUUAAAGACCGAUGCUGAUGUAUUUUUGAGACAUUAUACCGUCAAUACUUUAGGAUCAAUUUUAGUCUUUCAAAAGGUAUAUAAAUACUUAUUAGCCAAGGAAACUAGAAAAGUUAUUUUUAUCAGUUCAGUUGCUGGUUCAUUUUCUAAUACUUUACCAUUAGAUACUACUGCUUAUGGUCAAUCUAAAGUGGCUUUGAAUUAUUCUGCUGUUCAAUUAUCAAAAGAAUUAGUUUCUGAAAAUUUCAUCGUUAUACCACUUCAUCCUGGUGCAGUUUACACUGAGUCUGCUCAAGUAUCUCUUGCACCUCUUGUUGCCGCUAGGCCAGAAUUGUUUGCUAAUAUCAAAGAUCUUAUGCUUACUCCUGAAGAAAGUGUAAAAGGUGUCAUUUCUGUCAUUGACGGACUUGAACCAAAGGAUUCUGGUAUCUUCUACGACUACAAAGGUGAAGCUUUACCUUUCUAA
Scheffersomyces coipomensis is the source of this 762-nucleotide messenger RNA. Its product is annotated as SDR family oxidoreductase. The transcript has a single exon. Gene Ontology annotation, molecular function: oxidoreductase activity, acting on the CH-OH group of donors, NAD or NADP as acceptor. Bases 1 to 762 code for a protein of 253 amino acids. NCBI's taxonomy places the organism in Eukaryota, Fungi, Ascomycota, Pichiomycetes, Serinales, Debaryomycetaceae. The record is from RefSeq and is a predicted model, not a curated record.